UUCGACAAGACAGGUGUUCGUGUUUUUGUCCUGCGAUAACGGUGAAAAGAAAUAAAAUCGUCUAAUUUUCAAUUCUAAGCGAACAUGAACUCCUAAUCUUUUGAAAAUAACACUCGUAUAGAUUCAAAAUGUUCGUCGAGGACCUGAAAAAUGAUUUCUACAACGUACUUUUAGGCAACAGGGUGUUGUUGUUGGUCCACUACGACGUCGACGCGAUAUGUACUUGCAAAAUACUCCAGGGCUUGUUCAAAUGCGACAAUAUAUCGUAUACUUUAGUGCCUGUGGGGGGUAUCGCAGAGUUGAAGCAAGCUUACUUGGAGAAUAAUGAGGAGAUAAAGUACGUGUGCCUGGUGAACUGUGGGGGCACUAUAGACUUGGUGGACAUCCUGCAGCCCGAGGAGGAUGUGGUGUUCUUUGUCCUGGACUGCCAUAAACCUACAGAUGUGUGCAACGUUUACAGUGAUGGCCAGGUGCGACUAGUGUACAAAGAUGAGGAGGAGAAGAUCCCCAACUUUGAUGACAUCUUCAGGGACGAUGAGGACGAGGAGGAGGAGGACCCGGGAGGCGGGCGAGAAGGCCUGGAGGCGCGCGUGGAGCGCCGCCGCGCGCGCCGCGCAUGGGAGGAGCGCCGGGACACGCUCAUGUUCAAUUACACACAGUUUUCAUACUACGGUAAACCUAGCGCGCUGGUAGCCCUCGAGCUGUCGUGGCGGGUGUCCCGCCUGGGCGCCCGCGAGGCCUGGGCCGGGGCCGUGGCGGGCGCCGCGCACGAGGCCUGGGGCCUGCGGGGGGCCGCCGCCUGCCUGCUGGACGCGGCGCUGCUCACCCGCGCCCGGAGCCGGACCACUGAUAAUGAUGACGGUCACCAGUCAGUGGAGCUGGUGUUAGAGAAGGACGCCCCGCUGCCGCUGUACCGGUGGUGGUCGCUAGAGAGCGCGCUGAAACACUCGCCCAGUAUCGGGCCGUUCCUCAAGCUACAUUCCCUCGCCGGGGUCUCCAGGUUACGGCAGCUGUUAGCGGACAUGGGAUUCCCACUACAACAAGCACGACAGGCGUACCGCUCCAUGGAUGUGGAGCUUCGCCGGGGGCUGCUCGAAGCCCUGGAGACAGCCGGCGCCCGUCUAGGGCUCCGCGAUGUGUCCCGGACCGCGUAUAUACUCAGACGCGCGCACGCGCCGCCGCUGUCGGCGCUAGACGCCGUAUACGCUACUGCCGCACUGCUCGAACACGAAACCAUACCCCGCUCCGAAGGCUUCCAGCUUGCACUAUCCGCCUUAGACCUAGAAAGUGAAAACGAGAGUCUUCGCCUAGGCAUACAGUCAGCACAACGGUCACUAGAAGCUGUCGCUAGACUUGUCAACGCUACACUAUCAGCCAGGGCCUUACAUCUGGCCGGACCCUUUACAUACUUCAUCAUUCAUGAGGGUACUCCGGAGGCGGCGUGGGUGUGCGGGCCGGUGUGGCUCGGCGUGGCGGCGCGCUGGGCGGCCGACGCGGCGGGCGCCAGGGCUCUAGUGGCCAGCGCUCCCCUAGACAACCAGCGCUGCAUCAUGCUGGGCGUGCCGCCCCGGAGGCAGGAACCCGCCAACUUAUUCGGCGCCGCCUUUUCCCAGGCCGCCGCAAAGAGCGGCGUGUCAGUGUCCCUGGACCACGUAGACUCGUCUGUCGUGACGCUGCCCACGGCGCAACGAGCGCAGUUCCUCGACGCUCUCACCGCACUACUCGCCGACACCUGAAUACAAACACUAUUAAA
Cydia amplana is the source of this 1753-nucleotide messenger RNA. RefSeq names its product cell division control protein 45 homolog (gene Cdc45). Bases 129 to 1736 code for a protein of 535 amino acids. The record is from RefSeq and is a predicted model, not a curated record. Gene Ontology annotation, molecular function: chromatin binding; DNA replication origin binding; single-stranded DNA binding. Gene Ontology annotation, biological process: double-strand break repair via break-induced replication; DNA replication initiation; mitotic DNA replication preinitiation complex assembly. NCBI's taxonomy places the organism in Eukaryota, Metazoa, Arthropoda, Insecta, Lepidoptera, Tortricidae. Gene Ontology annotation, cellular component: DNA replication preinitiation complex. The transcript has 12 exons.